Centropristis striata (black sea bass) is the source of this 1876-nucleotide messenger RNA. Its product is annotated as plexin domain-containing protein 1-like. The record is from RefSeq and is a predicted model, not a curated record. Lineage: Eukaryota; Metazoa; Chordata; Actinopteri; Perciformes; Serranidae. The coding region runs from base 130 to 1563 and encodes 477 amino acids. The transcript has 15 exons.
GACAAAUAUAUUGUUUAUAACUGUUUCAAUCUGACGACAUUAUCGGAAGGAUGACGUAAUUCGACUGCGCCUGCCAUACCCUUUAAAGUUAUGGCAGUAGAUUAGUUAAAGAUCGUGGUUUUGAUUAAAAUGACUGCGUCAGUUGAGCUGGCAAGAGUUUGGGCUCAACAUCAAACAGAAAAUUGGUACAGAGUGAUCUCACAGCAACACAAAGAGUCAAGUGGAGGUGACAGUCGUCCUCUCAGAGCUCAGAGGUCGUCUUCAGACCGUGCUAGGAUAAGCAGGGCGGUCCCGGGCGGAGGACUCACCAUCAACACCCUGCCAGACAACAUGACACGUGUAGUGGAGGAUUCUGGGAAGUAUUACACAUGGUGUAGCUUUGGUCCAGAAGACCAGCGGACACGGGAACUCUGGAUGGACAUGAACGACGUCCGGCAUGGCCAAGUUAGAGUCCAUGGCAUUCUGUCAAAUUCAUACAAACAGGCUGUGAGGGUCGCCCUGUCGUUUGACUUUCCUUUUUAUGGACAUUACAUGAGGCAGAUCACCAUAGCAACUGGAGGGUUUAUCUUCACAGGGGACAUUACUCACCGUAUGCUGACCGCAACACAGUACAUCGCCCCUCUAAUGGCUAAUUUUGACCCCAGUUUUUCGAAAGAAUCCACUGUGCAAUACUUGGAUAAUGGUGAGGUGUUUGUGGUCCAGUGGGAGCGGGUCAGACUCCCAGGAAAAGAGUCAGAAGGAGCCUUUACGUUUCAGGCUGCACUUUACAAAACAGGAACCAUUACGUUCAGCUACAGAGAUAUACCGCUGUCAUUAGACGUGAUUGGUACAGCUGAGCAUCCAGUAAAAGCCGGUUUGUCUGAUGCCUUCAUGGUCACACCACCUUCUCCUCAAUCACCAGAGGCUGACGAGCGGACGAUUUACGAGUACCACCGGGUUGAGGUGGACACUACAAAGAUCAGCAGCUACUCCGCUGUUGAGUUCACUCCACUGCCUACCUGCCUGCAGCAUGACAGUUGUGAACUCUGCCUCUCAUCCAACCAAACCUCUGGUUGUAGCUGGUGCAAUGUACUGCAGAGGUGUUCAGAUGGCAUGGAUAGACACAGACAGGAAUGGUUGGACUACGCCUGUUCAGAAGAGAGCAAUGCAACCUGUGAGGAUUACUCCAGGGGUGACAGCUCAACUGGUUCCUCUAUCACACCAGAGACUGAGGAUGUGACGACACUGACUCCUCGACAAAAAGGCUGUGAAAGUGACGAUGAGACCAAACAUAUAUUUAAGACUGGCAACGAUGUGUGGACAGAUUCUUCAACCAAGACUGAGGGAAUGGCUAACACAGGGGUGAUAGCCGGUAUAGCAGCUGCACUGGUGUUACUUUUGGCUCUGAUACUGGUAGCUCUUUACAUCAACUACCAUCCUACUGGCGCAUCACCACUUUACCUCAUCCAGCGACGCAAGAGCUACUGGCCAUCCUUGAAGUUUCAGAAGCAACAACCUGGUUACACAGAAGUGGAGGGAGAAGGUCAUGAAAAAGACAGCAUUGUUGAAGCUGGGACAUGUUGAAAUGAUGGAUAAAUAUUUUCAUUGAACUGAUUUCUACAAACAUUCAAAUAUAUGCAUUUGUCCAGAGCCAGUUCCACGUUUACAUUCAGUUUAUGAGCGAUUUUUUUAAGCUGUUCAUGACUUCACUGCAAAACAAUAACUUUCUUGUUUGUGUAGAUUAUAGCUGAAUGUUAUAUGAUAUUGAAUGAUCUCAUUAUAAAUGUAUAUCCCUGCUGGAAUAAAAUAUGUUUUUAUCCAAUUUGACUACAAUACAUUUUGCAAUGCAUGCCACAAGGUUGACAGCCUUAGAUACAAUGCAUAAAAUAUGCUGUUU